AUGGCGCUGGCUAGUGGACACUGGGUGGAGAAGGAGAGCAGAGGAGACGCCCCGAGUCCCAGACAUGGCCAUGCCUUGGCUGUAGCAGGCAAUGUAGCCUUUCUGUUUGGAGGAGCCAGAAGCCAUCAGGAGGACACAGAAUACCUCAAUGAUUUCUACAUGCUUACAGUAUCCCCAGACCAUGUGACCUGGGAGAUGAUCCCCCACUCCGGAGACAUCCCUGCUCCAAGAGGCGGACACGCCUUUUGCGUGGUGAAGGGCAGCCUGUACCUGUUUGGGGGAACAUCUGACCCCAGUGCCACAGCCUGCCUGCCCGGGGUGCACUGCUUCGACAUCGUGUCGCUCACAUGGGAGGAGCUAGCGACGGGGGGCGUGGCACUCAGAACACUGGGACACAGCUCUGUUGCCGUGGGUGACAGCAUCUACGUGUACGGAGGGACCGUGGAGGGGGUGGCCUCGGACGACCUCAUGGUUUUCAACACAGUGUCUUGUGCGUGGACACCAGUGAAGACCAGUGGGAGCCAGCCUUCUGCACGGUUCGGUCCGAGCUGUGCUGUGGUGGGUGAGCAGAUCUUUAUGUUCGGAGGUCGUGGGGAGGAGGGGGAGUUCGACAGAGACCUCCACGUUCUUCACACAGAGAAGCUGGUGUGGGAGCGAUUUCAGUUGAAAGGAGAAUCACCAGCCCCCUGCACAGAGCAGACCCUGACAGCACACCACGACAAGGACCUCUAUCUAUUUGGCGGCCUGACAACGGAGGGAGAUGUACACGUCUCAGUAAAUGAAAUAUAUAAGCUGAGUAUAAGUAAACUGAAGUGGAAGGUCCCGCUCUAUGUGGGAAUCCCCCCGGCCCGUCGCCAUGGACACACAGCCUUCGUCCUCCACAGCCACCUGUACAUAUUCGGAGGAAAGAACGAGGAGGAGGAGUUCAAUGAUCUGAAGGUGAUGAAGCUCAUCAACCCCUCAGAGCGACAGCCAGUCAUGAAGGAGAUUCUGUCUGAGUUUGGUCUGCAAGGAGUCAACCACAGCUUCACUCCGACUAAGGUACCAAACAUCAACUACCAACUCAGACACCCGCCUCCAUCGCCCCCGGCAACCAGGGGCCACCCAGCAACACAGGUGAGGGUGUAUCGUGACUUUGGAGCAGUGAGGGACCAGGCCAUGGAUAUGAUCCACAAGGCCUUCUCUCUGCUGGACCAGGAGUUCCAGAAGCUGGACAGGGGGAAGUUAGAGUUGGCCCAGGCUGCUACUGCCCUGCAGACUGAGAGAGAAGAGCUGCGAACACAGAGACAGCAACAAGAACAGGAGCUGGAGGACAUGUUAGACAGACAUCGUAGUCAGAAUGAGUCGUGGCUGAAGGCCAGAGCGUUGGAGAACGACCGAGAGAAGAAGGAACUCUACAUACUGAGGGAGGAGGUGUUGCAGGAGCAGGAGCAGCUGAAGGAGGAGCAGGGCAACAUCCAGAAACGCAGCCAGCACCUCCUCUCCAUCAUGCAACAGUUUAGAUAG
Gadus chalcogrammus (walleye pollock) is the source of this 1506-nucleotide messenger RNA. RefSeq lists its product as uncharacterized. The transcript has 18 exons. The coding region runs from base 1 to 1506 and encodes 501 amino acids. Gene Ontology annotation, molecular function: protein binding. The record is from RefSeq and is a predicted model, not a curated record. Lineage: Eukaryota; Metazoa; Chordata; Actinopteri; Gadiformes; Gadidae.